This is a messenger RNA of Culex pipiens pallens (northern house mosquito), 5508 nucleotides long. RefSeq lists its product as uncharacterized. The coding region runs from base 370 to 5445 and encodes 1691 amino acids. NCBI's taxonomy places the organism in Eukaryota, Metazoa, Arthropoda, Insecta, Diptera, Culicidae. The record is from RefSeq and is a predicted model, not a curated record. The transcript is spliced from 15 exons. Gene Ontology annotation, molecular function: serine-type endopeptidase inhibitor activity.
AUUGAUCUUGGGGCUGCUGUGGAGGUCUCCCUUCAACUCCAGUGGCCACGCGAACAAGGGGCCAGGGAACCUGUGCUGCGAUCUUCAUCUUCCUCAAUCACCCAUUGUUGAAUGGUACAAGAAAACACUUCUGAAGUGGUAAACUGUGGGAAAAAGCUUAUGCAAAGAAAAAAAAGUGUUGCGCGAAAUAGUUGAGUGAAAAGUGGAAGUGAUUUGAAACAUUUUUGUCGUGUUUUUUUUCUCUCCCUUUGCAGUUGUGUUAGCAGGUGGUGAUUAAUUGAGAGUUAAAAGUGAACGAAUUUAUUACGAGAAAAAAAAUCAAAAAGUGUCUUCAAUUUCAACUCGUCAGUGUUGAAGCUCCAGGAAAUUAUGAAAGUUUCGUCGUUUUCGUGUCUGCUGCUGGUCGCGACAUGUGCCUGCCUAGCCAGCGCUCUGCCCCCUCUGCAGCGAUUCUCGCGGGAUAACGAUGGCGAUGGGCCACACCUGGUGGGCCUUUCGACCAACGUCAUCACGGCCAGUCUGCUCAAGGGCAGCAUGGAGUCGGGCGCAAACCAGGUGUUUUCCCCGAUCGGCUUUUCCUCGAUCCUGGCCAUGAUCAGCGAGGGCGCCGAGGGCCAAACGCUGCAGGAGUUCUACGACGUGUUCAAGUUUCCCAACGAUAAGGUCGCCGUUCGGAACGCCUUCGACAAGUCCUUGAAGCGAUUGAACUCGCAGAACCCGUCCAACGAGCCGCAGUUCAAGAGUUGGUUCUACAUCUACAAGAACAACUCGGUCAAGCCGGGCUUCCGGGACGUGCUGCUGAACAAUUACUACGUGGACGUGCGUGAUAUCGAGCGUAACGAUUACAAUUUUGAUGAACCUAAGACGUCGCUCGGACCGAUCGAACCUUCGAUCGAUUUGACGCCGGAUCCGGCACCAACGGUUGUUAACACUCCGGCGGUGGUCGUUCCGUCCAACAACAACAGCAAGGACAUUAUCGAGUUUGAGGAUCUGAAGAUCAAGGCGUUGCCAGUGGAGGACAACGUUCGCGCGGAAGUCGCGAUCAACUCCAAGUACGACGAAGUUACCGAGGAUGAGAAUCCCAAGUUUGACAAAAACAUUGACGACAAGGAGUACGUGGAACCGAACAAGAUCAAGGAGGAAAUCGCUAAGCAGAAGGAGGAGCACACCAAUGAGGUUCUGGACGAACCAUUGCUGAAAGCGAUUGGAGAAGUGGAUCACUUUGUGCUGGAUACUCCACAGCGGAUGAGUCUGUCGCUGAAGCGGCUGGAGGAUGACGAACACGAGAUCAUGCACGCCGUGGAGAGUCAGGUCUCCCGGAGGAGGUUCAACGUGCGCCGAUCGUUCCUGUCCGGCGAUAUCGCGUCAGCUCUCAGUGGGAAUUCGCUGGUCGGCAGGAAGGCCGAUACCAGCGAUGGUGAGCAAAGCGAAUCCAAGAUGCUGCUGUUCAACGGUCUUUACUACCGAGGAAGUUGGGCGACCCCAUUCCAGAUGAAAUCAAAACCCGGAAGCUUCUUCGUCAACGGUCAGGAAUCGCAAGUUAUGCUGAUGCAGACCACGGGCAAAUUUGGCGUUGGAUCUAGCCAGGAGCUGGAUGCCAAGUUCGUCGAGAUGCCAUAUAAUAACACCCGCUACACCCUGCUGGUUAUGGUACCAAACCGAUCGGAAGGACUGAAGGAUCUGAUCAAGAACUUCAACAGCGACAGUCUGAGCAGUGCUCAGAAGAGUCUCGUGCAGAAGUCGGUUCAGAUCACCUUGCCAAAGUUCCACAUUGACACUACGAGCAGGGCUGAGAAGGCACUGGCUAAGCUGGGACUGAUCACGAUGUUCACGUCCAAGGCGGACCUCAGCGGAAUCACCGACGAGCAGAAGAUCCACGUAGACGAACUGGUGCAGCACGUGUCCAUCCGAGUGGACGAAGGAGCCAGCAGCGAGCUAUCGCUGUCCGCCGCAAAUGCCGUCGAAGCCAAGACCUGUGACGAUCAGGACAUCGAAGAGGUCACCACCGUAGCGGCGUCAGCGGAUGCUGCGGCAGAAAGGUUCGUCGUUGACCGGCCAUUUGUAUUCUUCGUGCGUGAUACGCUCGACGGUACGGUGAUAGUCGCGGGCAAGAUCACCGACGUCCCAGCCGCGGACGAGUCUAUGAAGCCAGAUAAGCAAGGAAGGUGGAGCACCACCACCAAGCGGCAGCAGCAAGUUCACAGCACAAAAACCGGCUUUCGACCACGACGAUGUCUCAUCCUCGUCAUCUCGCUCGAAUAUCUCUCCGAGCUUGUGUUGUCUCAUAUUAGCUUAGGCGGUCUAGAAAUCUUCGCCCCGGUCAGUCUUCGGUACGGUAUCGUCCAAGUUGGGUCUUUAGUGGCGACAACGGCCAUUCUUGGCUAUGCAGAAAAUCCCAGAAACAUUUUAGACCGAUUUUGUUCAACAGACAAUAAAGCAAGCUCAUACAGCGUAUGGCAAGCGUUCCAAACCAUCUGCACCGCCACCCAUCACCGGGAUCCGGUGGGCUGCUGCAACUACGUCAACCAGGUGGCCCGAGAAAGGCCCAACAUGUUCUUGUGUCCCUCAGAUAAUGGUUACUUCUUCUCGCCCAACGAUUGCGGCCAGACUAUUGCCAUAUCCAGCCGAUUUGGACCGGACGCCAUUAUGUUCCCCACGGAAGAUUCGGAACUGCAGACCCGGUCAACGCAACGGCAGGUUGCUCAACAGCUUGGUCAGGUUACGUCCAGACCUGUAGUCCAGAAGCCACUACAGAUGCAGGGACCAGUCCGACGACCUCAGCCGCUGGAGGACAACGAUUACGAAGAUGUGCCACCAGCCGUACUGGUUGAUACCGUUGGAUAUCAAGCUAUGGAGUUUGCGCUUAAUUUGUUUAAGUCUCUAAAUCUUCAAGGGGACUCCGUGAUAAGUCCUCUUCAACCACAGCAACUUCUCUCCAACCUCAUAGAAGUUGCCAGUCCUGCAGCUCGUGCUGAGUUAUUCCGUGCCAUUCGGUUAUAUCCGGAACAACUAGCUAAGCUCAUCCAAUCCCUGGACAGAAUAUCCAAAUCGACAGUGAACACGAUUGAAACGGCUGCGGCCAACUUCUUUGCCCGGGACUCUAAGGUGAACCAGACUUACCAUCAAGCACUUAAACUGCGUGACGUCGACGUCAUCCCCGUAGACUUCAGCCAUCCGGCGCAGGCAGCUCGCCAAGCCAACAAUUGGGUUUCCGAAAAGACACACCGACUUAUCAAUGAGAUUCUGAAUCCAGGAUCCGUAAACGCCUACACGCGAAUGGUUUUGGCCAACUCCAUCUUCUUCAAGGGCAAGUGGAAGUACACCUUUAUUAAAACCGAACCGAGCACGUUCCAAGCGACUCCCAACCGCAAGAUCUCCAUCAACAGCAUGUUCCAGCUGAACAAACUACGCUACGGCGAAAAACAAUUCGCCGACGGAAACGGUCUCCGUUGGGUGGAACUUCCCUACGAGGGAGACAACCUCGCCAUGCUGGUAUUCCUGCCGCUUCAACCCCACAGGCUUCAGGAGGCCCUCCGUCAACUCCAGCCGUACGACCUGGCCUCCAUCAUGGCAGAACUCCACGUUCCUUACAUCAACACCAAGGUGAACCUUCGUCUGCCUAGAUUCACCCUCACCGAUUCCGUCUCGCUAAUCCCGGCCCUCCAAUCGCUGGGCGUCAACGCGAUCUUCAACGACAAGGACUCUCUGCCGUACCUUAACAGAGAUGCCACCCUCGUUUCGGACGUAACGCAACGGUCCUACCUGAGUGUGGACGAGUUUGGGACGAAGGCGACCUCGGUGGCGUCGCUGUCGAUCGUGACGCUCAGCAUUACGCCCCAGUUCCGGGACGUUAAGUUCGACGUGGACCAGCCGUUCGCGCUUAUGAUCGUGGACAAGCAGGAACGGUACCCGGUCUUUAUCGGGCAGGUGUACGAGCCGCAGGAAAACCAGAACGUCAGCGGCUCAACCAUGAAGAUACUGAUAAUUUUAAGUGUAUACAUAUCCUUUGCGCUUGCACAGGGCAAUAGGGAUAGAAAACAAACUAUCCAGCGACAACAGGCAUCUGAUUUCCACGAUCCAAGAGCAUGUAACUUCGACUCUGAUGACAAAUGGGCCUGCGUGUGCGAACAACUAAAUCUAGAGCGUCAGACGUGUGAGUCCGAAAUCGACCGAACACUUCAGCUCAAUCCAAAAUACAAGAUCUGCCGAGAAGUCUUACCUUACUAUGUCGCAAAGGGCCAAUGCCGCAUUGAAGCGACAUGGACUCAGUCUAACAAUCCCUCCGGAAAAGCAAUGCAAUUUGCCCUGGAUCUGUUCAAAGCGGCCGAUCCCAAGAACCCGGACAAGAACUACGUCAUCAGCCCGUUGUCGCCGCAGAUUUUACUGGCACAGCUGACCGAGGGCUGUUCCGAUGAAGCACGCAAUGAGAUGAUCAAGGGCAUCAUGUUGAACAGCGGCGAAGCGGCCUCGUUGAUCCGUUCGCUGCACGAGACGGCUAACAAGGAUGACGCCAUGAACAAGUUGGACAUUGCCUCAAUCUUCUACAAGUCCAAGAACAUGAACCUGACGGACGAGUUCAACCAUUCUAGAAAGCAGAACCAAAUCAAGCUGGAAAACAUUGACUUUUCAGACACCGCGAAUGCGGUUCAGGAGAUAAACAAUUGGGUUUCGCAGAAAACUCGUGGAAACAUUCAGGAAAUUGUUUCCGAGCAAAAUCUCUCACCGGAUAUGUCAAUGCUGCUGUUGAAUGCCAUCUACUUCAAGGGAACCUGGCGGUACAAGUUCAAUGAGACCAACAAGCGUGCCAGUUUCCAAAUCGCCCAAAACAACAAAAUGUCGGUCCACAUGAUGAAGCAAACCAAUCGCUUGCGAUUCGGCGAAAUCAACUUUGGCGAGUACUGGGAUCCGGACACCGGACUGCGCUGGGUUGAGCUGCCGUACGAGGGUGACCAGCUGUCCAUGGUUCUGCUGCUGCCCAAGACCCGUUUUGAGCUGGACAAGAAUCUCGAGCAAGUCACCGGCGCUCACUUGCAGGACAUUUUCAAAGUCAUCAAACGAGACUACAAUCCUAACAAAAUUCACCUCCAGCUGCCCAAAUUUACGAUCAAGGACUCCAUCUCGCUGGUUGAGCCAUUGAAGAAGCUCGGCGUGAAGCAGAUCUUCGAGAGCGACACGGCGCUCAACAAGCUGUCCAAGAGCCCGGUAAAGGUGGGUGACGUCAAGCAGGACUCGUUCCUGAGCGUCGACGAGAAGGGAACGACGGCCACGGCCGUCAGCAAGAUCACAAUCAUCCCGCUCAGCCUGAACGCGUACGAAGAUAUCCACUUUGUGUGCGACGAGCCGUUCAUGGUGAUGAUCGUGGACAAAACGAGCGAAAUUCCGCUGUUUAUGGGCAAGAUCAAGCAGCCGCUCAAGGCCACCCCGGAAAAUAAGAAGCAAGGCUAGUGGAUAAGAUGAUCUUUCUAAAUUCUUAUUUGAGACUCAAUAAAUAAAUACUGAAUCAAAUGU